UACGCAACGACCGUCCUCAGCGAAAGCCAUGGAAACGAUCAACAAUAAUCUCGAAAAUCUUAAUGUGGUCGGCGAUCAAGUCCCGGACACCUCACCCUCUCGCCACCUCGAGGAUCUUGCCUCUUCUGGGUCACCAGCUGGACCAUCAGCCACAACAGAUACAACGCCGAGACCUGUGACAACGGAAUCUGAAGAUGACCCUCAACCGCGUAAUCAUCGUGGUAAGAGAGCUGGUUGGAGAGUGAGGGAAAACAUGCGGAUGAGGCUCCUUAAUAAUCUCCAAAUUCGUUCGGUCGAUUACAUGGUCGCCCGAAAUAUAAGGGCCAUGAACCGUCGUCGCCCGGAUAGCGGUGGUCGUCGCGGCAACCGUGGAGGUGCAGCCGGACAAUAUGACCACACCGAAGGCAAAAAUUAAAAAAAAAACGCUCUCAAUGAUGACAUUAAACCAUUUCUGAAGAGGCGAUAACCAUUCAACUCGACUAAUAAAAAAGUACCAUUCUUUCUGUC
Venturia canescens is the source of this 507-nucleotide messenger RNA. RefSeq lists its product as uncharacterized. Lineage: Eukaryota; Metazoa; Arthropoda; Insecta; Hymenoptera; Ichneumonidae. The record is from RefSeq and is a predicted model, not a curated record. The coding region runs from base 29 to 415 and encodes 128 amino acids. The transcript has 3 exons.